Messenger RNA from Acanthochromis polyacanthus (spiny chromis), 8014 nucleotides. RefSeq names its product protein tyrosine phosphatase receptor type T (gene ptprt). Gene Ontology annotation, biological process: protein dephosphorylation. Gene Ontology annotation, molecular function: protein binding; protein tyrosine phosphatase activity. Gene Ontology annotation, cellular component: membrane. The transcript has 37 exons. The record is from RefSeq and is a predicted model, not a curated record. The coding region runs from base 402 to 4925 and encodes 1507 amino acids. Lineage: Eukaryota; Metazoa; Chordata; Actinopteri; Pomacentridae.
UGCUCUCCAUUCCUCUCCAAGUCCGCGUCAGUCUGUCAGAGACCGUCUGAGCGCGUACACACACACUGUUGCCCCACUCUCUCUCGCGCACACACUUUUGGGUGCACGCGCGCGCACGGACACGCGCACGGACGCACACACGCAGGCUCGCGCUGUCGGACCCGAGAGCAGAGGAGCGGAGAGGAACGGAAAGGAGAGAGCUCCCGGUUAUCUGUCUCCAACUUCUCUCUGAGCUUCGACGUGCGUCUUUCCGAUUCUUCUCAAUGCGAGGAUUUUAUUCCUGCUGUCACCGUUAUUGUCUCUGCUGUCCCGAACUAAGGAAAACCACUUCCAGGACCAGACGGGAGUAUGUAAAAUAAUCCGCACGACUGAGCAAAACAAGAAGAAACAGAAGAACAGAGAUGGAUAAACGGAGUUAUUCUCGCGUUUUGCCGGCAGUUUUCUUCUACUUUGUACUUUUUGGAUUUACUGAUGGACAGUUCUUUCCAGGUGGCUGUACGUUUGAGGAGUCGUAUAGCAGCUGUGGAUACAGCGUUUCUCUAGGAACCAACGGAUUCACCUGGGAACAGGUCAACUCCUGGGAGAAACCCACCAUGGACCCCGCACUGCCCACUGGUUCCUUCAUGGUGGUGAACGCGUCGGGCCGGGCUUCGGGGCAGAAGGCCCACCUGUACAUGCCCACCUUGAAGGAGAACGACACCCACUGCAUCGACUUCCUCUACUCCUUAUCGAGCCGGGACGGAGCCAGUCCGGGCACUCUGAACGUCUACAUCAAGGUUAAUGGAGGUGCUCAGGGGAACCCAGUGUGGAACGCCUCCGACACUGUGACUGAAGGCUGGGUGAAGGCUGAACUGGCCAUUUCUACAUUCUGGCCCAAUUCCUAUCAGGUAAUAUUUGAAGCGGUUUCAGUCCAAGGCCACCCAGGUUUCAUCGGCAUCGAUGACAUACGAGUCCUGGCUCACCCGUGCCGUAAAGCGCCUCACUUCCUGCGUCUGCAGAACGUGGAGGUGAAUGUGGGUCAGAACGCCACGUUUCAGUGCACGGCGGGAGGGAAGUGGUCUCAGCACGAUAAACUGUGGCUGCAGCAGUGGAACGGUAAGGACACGGCACUGAUGGUGACCAGGGUGGUGAACCAUCGACGUUUCUCAGCAACCGUCAGCGUCGGCGACACGUCACAACGCAGCACCAGCCGUUAUCGCUGCGUCAUCCGGUCGGACGGCGGGUCGGGGGUGUCCAACUACGCCGACCUCAUCGUCAAAGCUCCACCGACUCCCAUCGCGCCGCCGGAGCUCCUUGCUGUCGGCGCCACCUACCUCUGGAUCAAACCCAAUGCCAACAGUAUCAUCGGGGACGGGCCGAUCAUCCUGAAGGAGGUGGAGUACCGCACCACGUCAGGGAACUGGGCAGAGACCCACGUUGUUGACGCUCCCACCUACAAACUCUGGCAUCUGGAUCCAGAUGUGGAGUAUGAGAUCAAAGUCCUGCUGUCCAGACCUGGGGAGGGAGGGACCGGACCACCGGGGCCGCCGCUGGUCACCAGGACCAAGUGUGCCGAUCCAGUCCACGGACCCCAAAACGUCAACGUGGUGGAUGUCAGAGCUCGCCAGCUGACUAUACAGUGGGAGACUUUUGGUUACGCAGUGACUCGAUGCCACAGCUACAAUCUGACGGUGCAGUACCAGUACGUCUUUAACCAGCAGGAGUUCGUAGCUGAGGAGUUGAUCCAGACGUCGUCACAUUACACUCUGAGAGGACUGAGGCCUUUUGUAACCGUCAGGCUGCGUCUGGUUCUGGCCAACCCCGAAGGCAGCAAGGAGAGCGAAGAGAUAGUCAAACAGACGGAGGAGGACGUGCCUGGCUCGGUUCCCAUGGAGUCUCUGCAGAAUACGCCGUACGAGGAGAAGAUCUUCAUGCAGUGGAAAGCUCCCAAUGAGACCAACGGUGCCAUCACUCUGUAUGAGAUCACCUACAAGGCCCUGAGUUCACUGGACCCCAGCGCUGAUUUAACCACCCAGAGAGGCCGAGUGUUUAAACUGAUGAACGAGACUCAUCAUCUGUUUGUGGGACUCUAUCCAGGAACCACCUACUUCUUCACCCUCAAAGCCUCCACCAACAAGGGCUUCGGACCGCCGGUCACCACCCGAAUAACCACCAAGAUAGCAGCACCCAUGAUGCCAGAGUAUGAAUCAGAGGCGCCACUAAAUGAAACAGAAACCACCAUCACUAUCCUGCUGAAGCCCGCCCAGUCCAGAGGAGCACCUAUCAGCUCCUACCAGCUCGUUGUGAAGGAGGAGCGGAAGUCCAAGACCCGCCGCGCCGCCUCCGAGGCCCCCGAGUGUUUCUCAGCCCCCGUCAGCUUCCGUAACGCCUCCAUCCUGGACUCGUCCUACUACAUCGCCGCUGAGCUGCCGCCCUCCAGCCUCACGGUGGUUCAGCCGUUCACGGUGGGCGACAACAAGAGCUACGGCGGUUUCUGGAAUCCGCCGCUGUCCCCUGCCAAGAGCUACAGCAUCUACUACCAGGCCAUGAGCAGAGCCAACGGGGAAACCAAAAUCAACUGUGUCCGUCUGGCUAACAAAGUGGUAAUAGGUAGGGGACAAAUAACAACGCCGUACAUUCUAGUCAUCCCAAGCGAAGGUGCAUCCACCCAAGACUCGGACGCCAUGGAGCCGGAGAAGCAGGUUGACAGCACGGUGAAGAUGGCCGGCGUGAUCGCAGGGAUCCUCAUGUUCAUCAUCAUCCUCCUCGGAGUUGUUCUUACCUUCAAACGCAGAGAGAUUCACACAUGGAGAACUCUGAGCGUGGGGAAGUUGGCGAAGAAGCAGAAGGAAACCGCCAGCAGCUCCACUCAGCAGAGGGAGAUGGGUCCGGUCACCACGGCCGACAAGAGCACCACCAAAGUCAGCACCCUGCACAAAGACGACCCCUUCUCCACCUCCAACCAGGACCUCAACGGGUUCACCUCGCCCUCCCCCUGCUCCUUCUCUGUGCAAGGAAGCAAGACGCUGCAGAGCAAAUCCCUGCUGAAUUCCUACUACUCAGUUUCCAAAGAGCCAGUUCCUGCCACAGCUUCUAUAGACAGCAGCCAGCCAUCACUCGCCCAGCCCUCCCUGACCCUGCAGAGUUUUCCGUACGGAGGCUGCGAGUCAGUCGAGCUCUCCUACCAGAGCGGUCAGUUCCAGGCGGGCCAGUUUCAACCAGCCAUCCGAGUCGCUGACCUCCUCCAACACAUCACCCAGAUGAAAUGUGGCCAGGGCUAUGGUUUUAAGGAGGAAUAUGAGGCUCUGGCAGAAGGACAGACCGCGCCCUGGGAAACAGCCAAGAAGGACGAGAACCGCAACAAGAAUCGCUACGGCAACAUCAUCGCUUACGAUCACACCAGAGUCCGACUGCAGCUGCUGGAUGGAGACCCCCACUCCGACUACAUCAACGCAAACUACAUCGACGGGUACCACAGACCCAGACAUUACAUCGCCACACAAGGGCCCAUGCAGGAGACGGUCAGGGAUUUUUGGAGGAUGGUGUGGCAGGAGAACUCGGCCUCUAUCGUCAUGGUUACGAACCUGGUGGAAGUGGGAAGGGUGAAGUGUGUGCGUUACUGGCCUGAUGAGACCGAGGUGUACGGAGACAUCAAGGUGACCCUGAUAGAGACUGAACCACUGGCGGAAUAUGUCAUACGGACUUUCACCGUCCAAAAGAAGGGCCAUCACGAGAUCCGCGAGCUCCGUCAGUUUCACUUCACCAGCUGGCCCGACCACGGCGUUCCCUGUUACGCCACAGGACUGCUGGGCUUCAUAAGACAGGUCAAGUUCCUCAACCCUCCGGACGCAGGACCCAUUGUGGCGCACUGCAGUGCUGGAGCAGGGAGGACAGGCUGUUUCAUCGCAGUGGACAUCAUGUUGGACAUGGCAGAGAACGAAGGGGUCGUGGACAUUUUCAACUGCAUCCGAGAGCUGAGGUCGCAGCGAGUUAACAUGGUUCAGACAGAGGAGCAGUAUGUGUUCGUCCACGACGCCAUCUUGGAAGCGUGUCUAUGCGGGAACACAGCCAUACCAGUGUGUGAGUUCAGAGCCAUUUACUACAACAUCAGCAGACUGGACCCACAGACGAACUCCAGCCAGAUUAAAGACGAGUUCCAGACUCUGAACAUAGUGACCCCUCGAGUCCGUCCAGAAGACUGCAGCGUUGGUUUGCUACCCAGAAACCACGACAAGAACCGCAGUAUGGACGUCCUAUCAGCAGACCGAUGCCUUCCUUUCCUCAUAUCUGUGGAUGGAGAGAGCUCUAAUUACAUCAAUGCUGCAUUAAUGGAUAGCCACAAACAGCCAGCAGCCUUCAUCGUUACUCAGCAUCCUUUGCCAAACACCAUGGGAGACUUCUGGAGGCUGGUGUUCGACUACAACUGCUCCUCCAUUGUAAUGCUCAACGAAAUGGAUGCAGCGCAGUUAUGUAUGCAGUACUGGCCAGAGAAAAGUUCGUGUUGCUACGGUCCGAUUCAGGUGGAGUUCAUAUCAGCGGACAUUGACGAGGACAUCAUCAACCGGAUCUUCAGGAUCUGCAACAUGGCCAGGCCACAGGAUGGUUACCGCCUGGUGCAGCAUUUCCAGUUCAUCGGCUGGCCGGCCUACAGGGACACGCCGCUCUCGAAGCGCUCCAUCCUCCAGUUGGUCCGGAGGUUGGCGAAGUGGCAGGAGCAGUACGACGGAGGAGACGGGAGGACUGUGGUGCACUGCCUUACCGGUGGAGGGCGUUCUGGAACGUUCUGUGCCAUCUGCAGCAUCAACGAGAUGAUCCAGCAGCAGAACAUCGUGGACGUUUUCCACACCGUCAAAACGCUGAGGAACAACAAGACUAACAUGGUGGAGACUAUGGAACAGUACAAGUUCUGCUACGAAGUGGCUCUGGAGGCGCUCAGCUCCUUCUGAUCGGCGGCAAAAUCCGAAAAGCGGAAAUUCCGAUUUGCCGUCGAGGCUGCCUCUCAUUCUCAACGCAACACCGGGAACGCGCAAAGUGCGAACGGAACGCUUUGUGUCGACCCCGAAUCCUACCUGUGAGCAUGUAUGCCUGUGUGCGGGGGGGGCGUGUUUGAGAGCGUGUGCACGUGACUGUGUGCGUGAGGGCAUGCUUGCAUAUUGGAGUGUGUGUGUGUGCAUAUCUACUGUAUAUGUGUGCCUGUGACAACACACACACUCACACAAACACACAACCUGUACAGAAGAGGAGAAGAAAAGAAGAAAAAAAAAAAGAAAAAGCGACAGACACACCGGUGAUUUUUAUUUUUAUUUUUUGUGUGUUUGCUUCAGCGAGACUUGGGGACUUUACAUGCUUGUAUAAAUGAAAAAAGAAAACAAUGAUAUGUUUAAAAAAGAAAAAAAAAUCAGAUGUUUAAAACAAAGCGCCACUUUUUUCCUUCUCUAUCUCUCUGUCCUCUCUGCUGGGCUGUGAUGUGACUAUUGUACAGUAUUUCCUUUUUAUUAGAUAUAUUCUACGCCUUGAAUGUUGUCUCCCUCUGAAGGCUGGAUGCACACUGGAAGAGUUUUUAUUUUUUUAUUUUCAAAUUGAGCUUAAUGCUGUUUACCGUGACUCAGUUUGCUGAGUCAUAGCAAAAAAAAGGAACCACUUGUCCGUAUUUCUGACAUUUUUCUUCUUAUAAGUCCCUUUGCAGCUGCCUCCGCUUGUAAAAUGGUAAAUGUCAAUGAUACUUGUAAUUCCGUAAUUGGCUAGAAAGAAGAAGAAAAAAAAACUCAGCAUGGUUUCCUCUUUGUUCACACGCUGCAUCAAAAGGGAAAAUCAUUUGGCAGUUUUGCUUUUACUGGGAUCGAUUGGUACAAAUAAAAUGGAGAAAGAAGUGGAGUCAUUGUGGAGAAUAUCAACAGCAGUACACAGACGAAGGAAAAUAAAAUCAUGCCUUACUUUGAGUUCAAAUGUUGCAAUCACUGCUCCACAUGUAAAGCAAAAAGGGAAAGAUUUGUGAAUUUGUUUGUUUAAAAUCGUCGAAAUCUUCCAGUGUGCAUCCACCCUUGCUGUAAAUAAGAUAAGACAACCACAGUCAAACAAACAAACAGACAAACAUCAUGCACCAGACACAUUACAAGUAAACGGUUAUUUCAAAAACGCUCUAAAAAUGCCGUGUUAAUGUCAUUUUUCAGUGAUUAUACUUUGGAAUAAAGUCUUGUGUUGCUGCAAACUGUCCAUUUAGACACGUCGUCUAAACAGUUAAGGCAUAUAUUUUUUUGCAUAUUGCACAUUAAGCUCCACAUUCGGGAUUCAUUUGGAGAAAGAAUAUGCCAGUUUGGACUGAAUUUGUGAAAGCAAUGCAUCUCUAAUGUAAUACACCCUGAACAACCAUGUUCAAGAAAACAAAUAAACACAACAGUUUGCAAGUUAUGAGAACUAUUUUUAGUCUUAACUGGGAGCUCGACUGGAAAUCUUGAACUCAAAGUAAGGAAAAAAUCAGUUUUCAAGCCAAUUUAAUUAAUUUACUUCAAUUUAAACUUAGUGUAAAUUACACUAAAUGUUAAGUUGAUGCAAUUUGUAACAUCCAAUUAGAAUUGCAAAUCAAUUUACAUCUUUUUUUUUAAAUCUUGCAACCAUGCCUUUAAUCAAAUGAUGGGAAUAGAUCUAAUAAAUUACUUUUUUUAGUGUGCUAGUUGCAUUUAAGUCCAUAUUUACAGAAACUCCAAAUGCAAAGACUAAGUAAAGUAGCAUGAGGGAAGCUGUAAAUAGGAAUACAUCAAGCAUUGCACAUUUAGAAGCAGUUUUCCUGCAGGUAUAGCUGGAUAUCGAAGUGUUAGUCAUUGAAAAAAAUAAAUGCGUUGUGAUCCAAACGAUAGGCUUGGUUAAGUGUCCUUGAUCUAGAUGGGAUCCCUAAGCCAUGCUACGCUUCACGUUCAUGCAUUCUGGAUAAACGUUAGUAAAAGAAGAAGCUUUGGGGAUUGAACCUUCAGUCUGCCGUGUAUCAUUAAAGUGACAAUGCAAAGACAAAGAGACGGGUCACAUUUACUUUUCCUCUGCAAACAAAGCCUCAAAUUUGCUUUCUGCUGAGCCCGUUGAUGUGAGCAGGUGUAAUCUGAAAACCUCGCUCCCCACUCGAAUAGGAAAUGAUUUCAGUUAGCGCUUGACCCCAAGGUGGAGCACAGUCAACAUGGCUGACAGGUCAGAUGCCUGUGCAGACUAAAGGACGGGUGGGAGUUAAUGAGAAUCAUGCAUGUGACACUGAUGUCGGCUCCACAAUAGCUCCUACUAGUCUGAUUGGGCUUUUUUUCUUUCUCCGUUUUUCCAUUUAAAACAUGUAAAGAAGACUAAGCCUUUAAUUGGUGUUUUCGUGAAUAAAUUUUUUUUUUAAAUUGCGAUUUUAUUUGUGAAACUAUCAAUUAAAGCCACAGAGAAAAGGGCUUCAUUGCCAAUCAUUGCAAAUCUGUUGGAGAAGAAUCAUUCAAACUCAUGAAAAGAACAUUUUGUGACCCAUUUUCUGAUUUAUUUUUAUUCCAAACAUCAAUUCUUACCAGCAGGCGUCAGCAUUUAGAGAUGCAUUUACACAGUUUGGAAUUAAAAGCUGAGGUUUAGUUUAGUUUGCAAAGUUUUCUCGAACCAACAUACUUGUGGUUAAAAUGUUGUGGCAAACUGUUCAGUCUGUGCUUAUAUUUAAUUCUUGUUUUUGUUGCUGGAGUCCAGUCAGGCUCCUUAAUGGACCUAUGAAGACAGAGACAGUGAGAGUGCUCUAUUGAAGACAAUGUGAAUGCCAGACAUCUUUAUUCCUUUUUGUUUCCACUAAGGCUUUAUUUUAUCGGCUUAUUUCAUGGCCCUUUCAUAUGUAUUAUAGUUUGAUUAUGUUAUUUUUUUUGUUUUGUUUUGGGUUUUUUUGUCCUGAAUUUGUACAUUUCUUUUGUAUAAUUAUUCUUCUGAUGAUUAUUUGUCUAGCAAAGUGCUGUUUAGAUCUGGUGAUGCCAUUACCAUUGGUUGUUUAGUUGUUUGAAAUGUGGUUAACAUGAAAUAAAGGGACCAAAAUGUUGAA